Achroia grisella is the source of this 2113-nucleotide messenger RNA. RefSeq names its product adenosine 3'-phospho 5'-phosphosulfate transporter 1 (gene sll). The transcript has 9 exons. Gene Ontology annotation, cellular component: endoplasmic reticulum membrane; Golgi membrane. The record is from RefSeq and is a predicted model, not a curated record. Gene Ontology annotation, biological process: transmembrane transport. Lineage: Eukaryota; Metazoa; Arthropoda; Insecta; Lepidoptera; Pyralidae. The coding region runs from base 112 to 1407 and encodes 431 amino acids. Gene Ontology annotation, molecular function: 3'-phosphoadenosine 5'-phosphosulfate transmembrane transporter activity.
CAAGUGCAAUGGCUCGUACUCCGAUUUUGUGUUGGAUAAUUAUUUAAUAAUAAAACAAUUGUAUUUCAUACAAGCAUAUCCUUAAAUACAGUAUUGUGUAGUGUAAUAAAAAUGAUGAAGUCUAGAAUUUUGUUUGGAUUGGUUGGUGUUUCAUGUGUGUUAUUGACAUGGAUCUUUGCACAACUAUACCAUGAACUCUUGAACGCGUAUGAACAGUCUGGAAAGCUCAUGGUUAUGGAAUACACAUGGUUUUUCAGACUGUUGUUAAAUCUGGCAGGCUAUGCGACGGUUUUGCUGCCUGGAUUUAUUUUAUACAAAUAUUUGGACAAAUCAAACUAUUUCGAUAAGAUAGGAAACACGAGUUGCAUAUCAAGAACAUUAUUCGCAUGUUUUGGCGACCCUGGUGAGCGGAUACCAGACACAGUGAAGUUGACCAAAGUUGAUGAGAAUACGUCACGGGAGGGCGUUGAGCUGGCCUUCUGUUUUACGGGGCUCAUGGGGGCAUACCUCGUAUGGGGCUUGUUGCAGGAGAAGAUAAUGACACAGAACUAUGUGAUGCCCGAUGGGACCCUGAUAAAGUUCAACGACUCUCAAUUCCUGGUGUUCAUCAACCGGUUGUCAGCGUUCCUGAUCGCGGUGGUCAGGCUAUUGUGCACUCACCAGCCGCUGGUCGCCGCUCCACUCUACAAAUUCUCCUACUGCUCAAUAACUAAUAUAAUAAGUGCAUGGUGCCAAUACGAGGCGUUGAAGUAUGUUAGCUUUCCAACACAGGUGCUAUCAAAAUCAUGUAAAGUCAUACCUGUGAUGCUGAUGGGUAAAUUGAUUUCAAGGAAGAAGUACGAAUUCUACGAAUAUGUGAUGGCCGUACUAAUCUCGAUUGGAAUGAUCCUCUUCAUCUUCGGCAGCCAUGAUGACUCCACAGUGUCGACAGUGACCACGAUGUCAGGUCUUACCCUGCUGUCGUUGUACAUGCUGUGCGACAGCUUCACAUCUUCAUGGCAGGGCGCUCUCUUCACGCGCUACAACUGUACGUCGCUACAGAUGCUUUGCGGCGUUAACUUGUUCUCGUGCGUGUUGACUGCGUCUGCGCUUGCGCAGCACAACACAACUAUCUACUCAUUAAGACUGUUGCAGCAUCCGGUGUUCGCAUUCGACUGUGUAUUACUAAUGGCAAGUUCUGCUGUCGGCCAAUUGCUUAUAUAUCGCACUAUAGCGCGAUUCGGCGCUGUGGUCUUCACUAUUAUCAUGACACUUAGACAGGCGGUAUCAAUACUUCUCUCAUGUCUAGUCUAUGGGCACGUGAUAUCUGUGGGCGGGGUGCUUGGAGUGAUGCUCGUGUUCUUAGCCGUUUUUCUAGGAGUAUAUUGCAGGCAGCGACUGCGCAAGCGCAGGGCUGCCAAUGUAUAGCAGGAGUGUACUCUCUCAGAGAGUGAAAUUGCAGACAUUAGACGUUAUGCACAGUCAGUGUACAGAUGUAUACAGAAUCCUUAUUAAGUGAUAAAAAAUAAUUGUUUCAACGAAUGUUGUUGACAGUUUUAAUGUCUAUUCUUAGUGUAGUGAUCGCGUGAAAUGGAAAUGUAAACAGAGUACUAUGGGUCAUAUUGCUUUUAAAGCGGCUACACACGGUUCUCUUUAAAUAUUGUAGUACCAUUUUAACACUGUGUGUAGAGGUUUUGUGGCGAUAUUGUAUCUAUAUUUAUUUAUUUAUUCUGUGUAUGAAAGUAGCACAUAUCGAAACUGUAUUUCAAUAUCUGUGUAUAGGCGAUAUCCAUAUCAUAUAAUGCCAAUACCAACUAUAUUUCUUUAAAAUCGAGAAUUCCUCUCACAAUGUGAUUUAGAUAUUGUUGGAAUUCUGUUAUGUAGGUACUAUAAUGACAUAUAUAUAUAUAUCAUCGGUAUAGCCGAUAUCUUAUACAAUAUUAGUGUACCAUUAAAUAUGUAUAUUGGUUCAAAUAUAUAAAUAGUGAAAUUUAUACAAUUACACGAUUUAUAUAUUUAAUAUAUAUUUGUAGUAACUACAAAGUAUCAUGUCUUAUUACUUAUAUAUAUAUUUUAAUAUUUGUAUGACAAUCAUUCGUAUUUAGUAUAAUAUCUAUCUAAACUUAACCUGAUU